Messenger RNA from Populus nigra (black poplar), 919 nucleotides. Its product is annotated as non-specific lipid transfer protein GPI-anchored 31. Gene Ontology annotation, molecular function: lipid binding. The coding region runs from base 101 to 640 and encodes 179 amino acids. Gene Ontology annotation, biological process: lipid transport. NCBI's taxonomy places the organism in Eukaryota, Viridiplantae, Streptophyta, Magnoliopsida, Malpighiales, Salicaceae. The transcript has 3 exons. The record is from RefSeq and is a predicted model, not a curated record.
CCCUAUUUCCACAGCUCUCUCUCCAUCUCUCCAUCUCUCCAUCUCUCUCUCUCUCGGCUUCUGCAACGCAGCAACAUAUUUUUCUCAAGAAAUAAACAAAAUGGCAUCAAAAAAGGUGUUGUCUUUGGUCCUUCUCUGCACAAUCACGGUCUCUUGUUGUAUCUGGGCAGAGGGUGCCUCCCACCGCCACGCCUCAGCCCCAGCACCCUCAGUGGACUGCACCACUCUGGUGCUGAGCAUGGCUGACUGCUUGUCGUUCGUUUCAAACGACAGCACUUCAAAAAAGCCAGAAGGGACUUGCUGUUCUGGUUUGAAAACGGUGCUGGGCACUGACGCUGAGUGCCUCUGUGAGGCCUUCAAGAGCAGUGCUCAAUUUGGUGUCGUCUUGAAUGUCACUAAGGCUCUAGCUCUCCCUUCUGCUUGCAAAAUCAAAGCCCCUCCUGCGUCUAACUGCGGAUUGACCACACCUAGCCCUGCUGGUGCCCCUGUAGGAUCUGCUGCAGCCGGACCGUCUGUGAAUGGUGUAUCCAAUGAGCUAGCACCAGCUCCAUCUCCAGGUUCUUCCGGUUCUAAUGGAUUAUUUGUCUCCGCCGGAUCUUUAAUCGUCGGACUUGUAGUUGCAUCUUUCUCUAGUUUCUGAAAAACCGAGGUGCUAUUUUGUGAUGAGAAGAAGAGAGGAUGGCUUAUGAGGGAGCUAAUUUGAUGAUUAGUAUGAACUUUUGGUACUUAGGGUGCUUGCCUUUCUUUAGCUGUUGACAUGAGCAGAUACACAUUUGUUUUGAGGGUCACUACUGAAACUCGUUUGUGAUGUGGAUAUCGUUUUGAGAUAUGAGUCUUGCUUAUCUCCAUGUUCUGUAUUUUUUUAAAUUAUUUGUGCUUCUGUUAUUUAUGAGAUAUGAGUCUUGAUUAUUUUUUUAAA